Messenger RNA from Brienomyrus brachyistius, 1190 nucleotides. RefSeq lists its product as uncharacterized. Bases 115 to 1071 code for a protein of 318 amino acids. The record is from RefSeq and is a predicted model, not a curated record. NCBI's taxonomy places the organism in Eukaryota, Metazoa, Chordata, Actinopteri, Osteoglossiformes, Mormyridae. Gene Ontology annotation, molecular function: hydrolase activity, hydrolyzing N-glycosyl compounds. The transcript is spliced from 6 exons.
CUACAUAAUAAUCAAAGUAGCACGUGUAGCCAUGAGGCGCCGCCCCUUCGCGCGCGGCCUCUGCCUGCUUUCCUCAUCGGAGUCGCGAGACAGCGGUCCAGCGAAAGAUUCAGGAUGGCAAAGAAACUGCUGGUAGACGUCGACUGUGGAGUAGACGAUGCCCAGGCCAUCAUGGUGGCAUUGGCCGUACCGGGCGUGCAGAUCCUUGGUGUGACCUGUGUCCAUGGCAACACCACCACCGAAAACGUCUGUAAGAAUGUGCUUCGUGUUCUGAAGGCCUGCUGCAAACUGGAGAUUCCAGUGUUCAGAGGUGCCUCCAAGCCCAUCUUGGGGAUCACAAGAAAUGCAAGUUAUUUCCAUGGGGUUGACGGUCUGGGUGAUGCCCCUGAUCCCGAGGCUCCAGGCCUGGACAUGGUCCAGAAGGAGGGAGCUGUGUCUGCCAUGAUCCAAAUCGCCACAGAGCAUCCUGGUGAGGUGACCCUUGUGGCUACGGGCCCCUUAACAAACCUCGCCUUGGCUGUGAGACUUGACCCUACAUUUCCCCAAAAGCUCAAAGGCCUUUACAUUAUGGGUGGAAACACUGAGUCCCGUGGUAACACAACAGUGUGUGCGGAGUUCAACUUUGUCUGCGAUCCUGAAGCUGCUUACAUCGUCCUGAACGACUACCUCUGUCCAGUCUACAUUACCUGUUGGGAGUUCACUUGUCGCCAUAAGUUGCCCUGGGAAUUCUGUGAUGAAUGGCUUUCCCAAGACACAGAGAAGGCAAAGUUUAUGAAGAGAAUUUUCCAGCACUCUAUGAAUGAGGCCUACAGCCCGCAAGCUGAAAAGGAGAUGUUGGAUGGUUUUGGUUUUGUGUCAUGUGAUUCCUAUGCAAUGGCAGCGGCCGUUGAUGACUCGUUUGUAACGAAGUAUGAGCAGGUUGCAGUUACGGUGGAACUUGCAGGAACGUGCACACGAGGAAUGAUGGUCCUAGACACCCUCGAGCUUCUGAAUAAAAAGCACAAGGCUUUCCUUUUAAAGCGUGUGGACAUGGACAAGUUCAAAAGUUUGCUGAUAAAUGCACUAAAAUGAUGAAACCUUGCAGCUGAUAAAUCCAAUGUAUUAACUGACAGUCUUAACUAAAUCAGCGGAUCAAAGUCUGAUGCAACGGUGGCAUUGAAUAAUUUUAAUAAAAUACUGAUUUUACAGUG